Messenger RNA from Gallus gallus (chicken), 7806 nucleotides. RefSeq names its product bridging integrator 1 (gene BIN1). Gene Ontology annotation, molecular function: tau protein binding; phospholipid binding. Gene Ontology annotation, biological process: regulation of endocytosis. The record is from RefSeq and is a predicted model, not a curated record. Bases 1102 to 2679 code for a protein of 525 amino acids. The transcript has 20 exons. Lineage: Eukaryota; Metazoa; Chordata; Aves; Galliformes; Phasianidae. Gene Ontology annotation, cellular component: plasma membrane; synaptic vesicle; cytoplasm.
GCAGCCGCCCGUUAAAAGAGCAGGCAAGAUGGCCGAGCUGGGCAGCAAGGGGGUGACGGCCGGCAAGAUCGCCAGCAACGUCCAGAAGAAGCUCACCCGGGCGCAGGAGAAGGUAAGGGAGCGGGGCCGGGGAUGCGCGGGGCCGGGUUGCUCGCGGCCCGGGCUGAGGACCGACGGGAGGCGAUGUGGGCACGGCCGGAGGAGGUGCAGAGCCGGCUGCGUGCUUAGGGAGCACUGCUGCGUUCUGUGGCAUUGCGAACGUAACCUCGGAGGCACUGAGCAAAGGGGACGGGCGCCGCUCCCUUAUCGUCUCCCGGAGGCUCGGUGCGGCUGCUCGCCCUUCAGCGCAGCCCUCGGAGCGGCUGCAGCCGAAGCGGCGGAUCGCUGCGGUGAGGGGAGGACGGCUCCGUGCUCCCGGUGCCGGCGGCACGCGAUGCGCGGGGCUGCGCCCGGGGCUGGGCGGCUUCGCGCAGGGCCGCCGCUCGGCUGCUCCGUCAGCCGCUGUCAGCCCUCCGCCGCGGGGUGACAUUGACUGAAUAAGGACGGGUGCGCGUCCGAGGGCGGAGGGCGAGCGGAUCAGAGCUCCGCUCGUGUUCCCUGCGGUUAUCUUUAGCACCAGAUUUAAUCCGGGAGGUUUGGGGGUGGGUGCUGCGCUGGCCUCGGCCCCGACGGUGUUACAAAACGCCGCGGGGGUCACGGCGGAGCCCGGAGCCAUCGGGCCCAACGUUGUCGCUGCCCCGGACUCGUUGGCCGGGACCGGCAGCCUGCGCUCAGCGGCCCCGGGCGCUGCCUGCUGCAGCUCCCCCCUUCCCUCCAUCCGCUCCGCUGAGCGCGGCUUUCCCUGCGGCUUUCCCUGCCGCAGCUCCUGGCGGUGACAGCAGACCUGCCCCGAGCUCCUCGCCGAUGCCGUAUUCCUUCCCUGCUAGCCACCAGGUGGCAACCAUAUUUUGAUCUAAUCCUAAGGUCCUUCAGAAGCUUGGGAAAGCAGAUGAAACAAAAGAUGAGCAGUUUGAACAGUGUGUGCAGAACUUCAACAAGCAGCUGUCUGAAGGCACAAGGCUGCAGAAGGAUCUCCGAACUUACUUGGCUUCCGUAAAAGCUAUGCAUGAAGCCUCCAAGAAGCUGACAGAGUGUUUGCAGGAAGUUUAUGAGCCGGACUGGCCUGGGAGAGAUGACACAAAUAAAAUAGCAGAGAACAAUGACCUGCUCUGGACAGAUUUCCAUCAGAAACUGGUGGAUCAGGCACUUCUGACCAUGGAUACCUACCUUGGCCAAUUCCCAGAUAUCAAAUCUCGCAUAGCAAAGCGAGGAAGGAAGCUUGUGGAUUAUGACAGUGCCAGACACCACUUUGAAGCCCUGCAAACUGCAAAGAAGAAGGAUGAAACCAAAAUUGCAAAGGCUCCCAUCCCCAAGCCUGUUUCGCUGCUUGAGAAAGCUGCGCCUCAGUGGUGUCAAGGGAAGCUACAAGCUCACCUCGUUGCGCAAACUAAUCUGCUCCGAAAUCAGGCUGAAGAAGAGUUAGUAAAGGCUCAGAAGGUGUUUGAAGAAAUGAACAUUGAUCUGCAGGAGGAGCUGCCUUCACUAUGGAAUAGUCGUGUUGGUUUCUACGUCAACACAUUCCAGAGUAUAGCAGGCCUAGAAGAAAACUUCCACAAAGAAAUGAGCAAGUUGAACCAAAACCUCCAUGACGUCCUGCUGGGUCUAGACAAGCAGUACUCAGGCAAUGCCUUUCCCAUUAAAGCACAGCCCAGAAAGAAAACUAAACUGUUCGCCAGGCUGAGGAAAAAGAUGAGCAGGUACCGUGACAGCACCCCAGCGAAAGCAAAUAAAAGCCCCUCGCCUCCACCAGAUGGAUCUCCCAUCACCAGCCCUGAGACCAAGACUGUCAACCAUGAGCUGGAACCAUCCACUUUGGAAGCGCCUGGGGCAAGCAUCCCAAAAUCACCAUCUCAGUUGAGGAAAGGGCCUCCGGUGCCUCCGCCUCCAAAAGUCACCCCUUCCAAGGAGAUCAAGCAGGAGAACAUCAUCAGUCUGUUUGAUGACAAUUUUGUCCCUGAGAUAAGUGUGACAACCCCCUCGCAGUUUGAUGCCCCUGGGCCCUUCCAGGAGGGAGCCAGCCUGUUGGAUCUGGAUUUUGAUCCCAUUAAACCAGAUGCCACUAUGGGGAAGACCCCCACACCUGCUUCUCAGUCUUUACCUUGGGAUUUAUGGGAGCCUACAGAAGCAGCCCAUGCAGGAGCUGAAGCAGCUGGAUCUGAAGCAGCAGCUGGAGCUGAAGCAUCUAAAACUGAAGGUGAUUCAGGAUCGAGCUCUUUGCCCGCUGUCGUUGUGGAGACUUUCCCUGCUACUGUCAAUGGCACCGUGGAAGGAGGCGCUUCCUCUGAAAGAGCUGACAUGCCCCCAGGAUUUCUGUUCAAGGUCCAGGCUAUGCAUGAUUACACAGCUACUGACAGUGAUGAGUUACAGCUGAAGGCCGGGGAUGUGGUGCUUGUGAUUCCAUUUGAGAACCCUGAGGAGCAGCUGGAUGUGGGUGCAACAGCCAUGAACUCGAGACUCUCCAAGCUGCAGAGGGACGAAGGAUGGCUGAUGGGUGUGAAGGAGUCUGACUGGAUCCAGCAUAAGGAACUUGACCAAUGCCGAGGGGUUUUCCCAGAGAAUUUCACAGAGCGGGUGCAGUGAAAGCCCGAGCCCGCCAGCCCCACGUUUCUGCUGGAAGAAAGCAAGUUUUCUGGUAGAUAAUUGAAAAAGAGCAGUAAAAACGAAAAGAAGAGAAUUUUAAAGGAACAGAAGCCUGAAAAAAAAAUUGUCAACUUAAAGGGUGUGUGCUUUUCAAAGGGCAAGGUUUCAGAAGUAAACUGCAAUUCAAAGCAUUAUCAAAAUAUAUAAAUACUACUACUACUAAGGCAGACCAAUUCCGCUCUUCCCCCUUUGGUUUAACAGCGUUUGAAUUCAGAGGACUGACACAGAAGCAACUCAGUGUGGUUCUUUAAAUGCUGUGUUGACUGAAUUGGCGCGAUGUCAGUCCGACCCCUGGAAAGGCAGUUUGUCUAUUGGCUUGAGAGCAAAGGCUGCAUUUGCUCUUGGGUGGGUUCACCUGUUUUGUCUUGAAGGUGGCUUGCAUGGCAACUAGAAAAAUUCAGCCUUCCCCCACAAGGUCAACCUACAGUAGGCCAAACUUCCUGUGAUGCUGUUGAAAAGAAUAUGUAGUGUAUAGUGUUCACCAAUAUAAUGUAUGUAUGUGUGCGUAUUUUAUUUUCUUCCUUUAAAACAGUGUUAUACAAACUAAUUUUAUAUGUGUAAAGAAAGGAGAAACUACAUGGUAAUGACACGGAGGUGAAAUGUGUCAAGCUGUGCUCAGUCCAAAGUCCUUUCAACUGCGAGCACCUGAAUUCUCCCAGUAGUGUAUUGGCCUGUGAAAGCUAAAGGGAAUGGAGGAAUUGAAGAGGACAAACAAGACAAAAUGAGCAGAUGCCAUUUAGACGGCUCUGAAACUUAGGAGAGGGAAUGCCCUGCCCCCACAAGCCCUGUAGGCGCUUUCAGAAGAGUUUAAAUUCGUGUAGAUGGAAGAUAGCUCUCAAAUCCGAAAGGAAAAUGCGUUUUUCAAGAAAAUUUAAAGAAAAAUUUUCUUCUGAAAGGAUGUCUGAGAAAAAACACUGAGGAAAAACCGUUUGCUUUCUGUGUUUUUAAUUGGCGUUGUUAUCUGCGGAAUGGUAUUUUUUACUUUCCUUUUGAAGACUUCUGUCAGUGAACUAUUGUUAGAUCAGCCUUCUCCAGUGCUGUGCUGGCGAUGGAGUUAACCUCUAAGAAAACUGGACUCUCGAAAUACUCAUUUAAAACGACUGCAUGACUUCUUGAUAUUUUAAUGCAUUAGAAGAGGAAGGCAAGAAUAUCAAAGUGUCAGUGUCAAGAGGACACUCUGCAGUCUAAUACUGAUGCUGAGACCUUUCCUAGACCUUUCCUAUGCUCCUGUUUGUUUUUGAGUUUUGUUUUUUAGUUUAAACAAGCAGAUGACAAAGCUGUUUCAAAGUGCAUAUUACACUUGCUAAAGUAAGCCGGUCUGACCCUCCAAGACUCUGAAGUCCCACAAAGGUACUUUAAACUUUACUUGAAUACUGAUGCAGCUGGCAAGCAGGUCAGGCUAUUAUCUCUAUUUUUUUUUUUAUGGCUUCCCACCCUUCCUCCUCCACAAUCUUUUUGCCUUGAAGGGAUUUUUAACAGUAAGGUUAACUCCUGCUGUAAAGGGAUAGGAUCACUUGUGGAAAUAAUCUUCUUAUUAGGAGCUGGCUUUUGUCAGAGAUGUGCAGGGUGCUGACACACACUACUGAAAAUCCCACCUUUUCUCAUCUGCUUUAAUUACUUGUAGGACAACAGAAAAAAAAAAAAAAACAACAGAAACACAUUGUAGGGCAAAAAAUGCUUUCGUUUUGUUUUAUUUUUGUUUUUUAAGCUUUAAUUCAGAGCAAAGGGUCAGAUUUUGAUCACAACUAUAUUUCUGUAAAUGCAAGAGUUGCCAGAGUUCUUUCUGCUUUCACCUUGGAAGAUGGCUGUGUCAGUUCUUUUACAGCAAUAUAACAAGCAUCAAAAUCUGCCCUGCAUAUCCAACUCCAUCUCAACAACUUUCUUUUUUAAAUAAACUGGCAGGAAUUUUUGUUUCUCAUCACUGUUAAAUCCCCAGUAGUAUUUCAGAGUAAUUGCACGCAAUGCAGAAGGACUGGACUCCACAAGUGGCAGUAUGGUGAGCCAUUGCUUUAGAAUACUGCGCUAUUAGGAUUAUUGUUUCUUCCACCAGGGUUGUCGUUAUUAUUGCUUUUUCUUUCCAAAGUAUCUAUUUUUAUGCAUUUGUGACUCCCAUUACUCCUUUAAAGAAUAUUCAUAGAAAAGAAGUAUACAUUUAAAUAUACAUAGAAAUAUAUAUAUAUAUAAAAGCGGGUUGAUCCAAUUAACAUAACGCCGUCAGCUUAAAAUGUUUAUUUUUAUGCAAAGCCUGUGGAUUAUUGUUUUUUAAAAGAAAGACAAGAUUCUAAGUACCAGAGCUGUGAUUUUUUUUUUUUGUCUUGCAAGUAAUUGUUCUAGAACACUUAGAAAGCUGUGCUCAUAUCUAAUUUAUUGUGGGUUUUUUUGCUGUUGUUGAUGUUGUCUUCUGCUGUGUUUGAACCAGAUGACUGUCCCAACAGAAAUCCUUGUAAGGCCUUUUCUUUUAAUUGAGCUCGCAAAGCAACUAUCCAGUACUGUAUUAUCCCUGCAGAAGUGGUAACGCUCUGCAAAGAAGGGAUGUUGUUUUCAGGUCAUGUGAUUGAUGCUCAAGUAUCGCUAGUGGAGAGGACGGUGCAUCUUUCUCCAUUUGCUUCCUUGCAACCACAACUCCCAUGUCCCCCCUUGCUUAGAGCACGUAGUGUGGGUACCUAGAUUUUGCUGUGCUUGCAGUAUCACAUCACAGAUUCUAAAAAUGCAGGAUUGGGCCCACAGGUUGUAAAUUGCCUUAUAUGAGAGUAAGGUGGCAUAGCGGGAAGCUUGUAGAUGGCAGUAUUCUUUGGAAUCAUCUCUUUAUCUCCUGGGUUAUGUUCAGCCCAUAAACAGGCGCAUCUCCUCCGAUUUUCAGGGUAUUUUUUUUACCUGCUAAAUACUUUGAUUUUUGGUUAGCAUUACCUGGUGAAAUUAAAUUCCCAUUUUCCUUUGGCUUAGGACUGAUUUAAAUAGAAAGAAGGACAGUAAACUCCCAAGUAGGCUGUGCCCACGGUGGUUUUUCAGUUUGCAGGCUGAACUGAAAAAUCUGGGGGAAGACAUUGUAAGGGUGGCCUGAAGCUGCAAGGGUGACCUGAGACAAGUUCAGUUUGAUUUCAAAAAGGGAAAAAUCAAAACAUUAAAAAAAAAAAAAAAGAAAAAUCCUUUCAAACCAAAACGAAGCAUUUCAUUUUUAGGGUUGCUUUUUCACUUUUUUAAAAACAUUAUGACUUGGGCUAUCAAAAAGUCGAUUUGAGGCACAAAUGUGAAACGUGUUCUGAAAACGCUGAAAGAAAAACGUUUUAUUGUUAAUAGUCUUUUUGCCUUUGCCUUUUUUUCUUAGUCUGACAAAUAGGUCCAGUUAACCCUUAUUUUGGUUUUUGGUGAAUACGUUGUCCACUGAAGAGAUCCCAAAGAAGCCUAUUGCCCAGUACUGCUCCAAUGACAGGUACACUGGACACAUUUCAAGGAUCACCUGGUAUUCAUCCCAACAAAGCUGCUGUUUCCCCAUCUAAUAAUCUUCCACUGGAUUGUUUUACUGUGUGAACAAUAAAAGUAUCUUUCAGCCCUUGCCAUUGACUGGUAUUGUAAAUUGAUUUAGACGUUCUGGCUCUAUCAGUCUCAGUUUGGACAUAGACGUCUGACUUUAGAUAUAUAACAUUUCUCCAAUUUGAGUCUAAUCUCACUGUGCAGCAGAAAUUCUCAUUUGCCCAAGUGAUAAGAGAAAUAAGGCAUUAUUCUUUCUCCUUUUUUCUCUCUCAGCAACAACAGUAAUAGACAUUUACUAGAUAGAGUUAGGGAAAGAGGUCCCGGGGUAACAGUGAAUGUGUUGUUCCACGUGGGACUCCUGCAUGCUCUGUGUUGCUUUCCAUGGGCAUUCCUCAGCUGUCUGCUUUUAGCACCUUUGCAUUUCUUGACUGUGGAGAUGGUGCAUUAAAUGGGAUUGUACAGGCAUCAUUCCAGGUGCCCAGAGUGAUCUGUUUGCCACAGUCACUGGCUCUCCGUUUCCUGUUCACAGGUGCAGUACACUUCCCUGUUGAACUGUCCAAAGACUGCAGCCAAGGCAAACAGCCCCAGGUCAAAGGGGCCUUUCUUUUAUAGCCUGGAGUAUUGUAAGGGCUCCAUUUUUCUGCCUGAAAUCAGGUGUUAACUCAGUUUAGUUUUCCAACAGCGUUUUGAAGGGAAAAGGCCCAAGGCGCCUUCUGCUCCCUUAGUGUGUGGCUGUUGACCCUACUCAUAGUCUGUCCUUGAGGUGCAGUUGACAGAAACACUCCAAAAUAGAUGAGAGCAAAAUUAUCACAAAUAUUAGGGUGCCUAAGGUCCUCUUGACUUCGGUUAGCCUCCGUGUCAGAAUGCUUCCCAACCUCUUCCUUUGCUCUAUGAGGAUGACUUUAGUGUAGGGCAUUUCCCACCAGCCUGAAGAACAGAACUAGAAGAUGCACAAACUUGUGUCCAUCAGCAAAUCUUGAUUUGAUAAUGCUGAUAGCAGGAAAACUAGCAAAAGCUUUUCUUCUCUGGGCCGCCACAGGAAACUAUUUCUUGCCACAGCUGGCACAGGUGCUAGCACAUGGAAGCUGAGAAUUAGAAGGUCAUUUCAGAAAUAAUAUUUAUGGAAAUAAAUGGAGAAACUACAGCUGUUAAGACUGGUCUGUAUGAGCUUGUAUUUUGAUGUGUCUCACAGCUAUAAUUCCUUCAUGUGUUUUUACAGUGUAUUCUGCUAUUCCUGUCCCUAGUCUGCAUUUCAUGUAGAUGGUCCCUACAUGAAUCUUGCCAGAUGCACUUCUGGGCUUAUUGCUUCUCUUUAACUGAAUUAAAUUGCAAUGACUUUGGCAAUGUACUGGCAAUCUCUUUUCCUUCUGUUAAUUCAGUCUCUGGGUUUAACCUUGAUGACCUGAGAAAUGUUUGGUUUUUGGGUGUUUUUUUUUUUUUAUUAUUAUUAUUUUAAUUCUUGUUUUGUUUAAACAAAGCUGAACAAUUCCCAUUGUAUUCAGAGCUGUGACGCCCAGUUCCAGUGACAAGUACUAGAUGGAUUUGUCCCAUUCUGUUUCUUGGCGAUGUUGAGAAAUAUAAUUUGUGUCAUCCUAA